Messenger RNA from Penicillium soppii, 861 nucleotides. RefSeq lists its product as uncharacterized. The record is from RefSeq and is a predicted model, not a curated record. Bases 1 to 861 code for a protein of 286 amino acids. NCBI's taxonomy places the organism in Eukaryota, Fungi, Ascomycota, Eurotiomycetes, Eurotiales, Aspergillaceae. The transcript is spliced from 4 exons.
AUGUCCACUGUUUCCGGUCUCCGGCGUAUGAUUCGCCGCUUUGUUGAACACAAGAUUGACGUCCAAGACUUAGUAAGAAUCCUGGAGACUACGAAGCCCUCGCCGCUCGCAGUGACCUCGUUGAGUCUGCCAGACAUCCAGAAGAUCCAUGAUCUCACCAUGGUUGGGGAUGAUGAGUUCGACUUUGUUGCGCCUGUCCCCGUCCCGCAAGAUCUCAAACUCUGGUUGGAAAAGUCGGACCGCGCUCAUGGCGCCAGCCGCGCAAACGAAGCCAGUAUCCGCUGCAAGCUCAGCCUCCUCCUUGUCUGCGCUCACGAUCUUGUAUCGUCGUCUUCAAACAAAUCCGCGAGACCCUUAAACAUUCAGCUGGAACGUACAUGGGCGUAUAGCCCUGUGAAAUGGAAGGGGAAGACAUGGAUGCUGUCGGGGCGUCCCGACUAUGGCAUUUGGUAUGGAGAGGAGGAAGACAUCGACUUAAACGUUGUUAUCAUGGAGGCCAAGAGACCGAACAGUGGUUCUGAAGGGGUUCCGCAGGCGCUGGCAUAUAUGGGGUGCGUCCAUAAGCAGCGCAAAGAUCUUGGCAAGACAGACACCACCGUCUACGGCAUCUCCACCGAUGCCAUGAACUUUACGUUCAUGAAGCUCGACAAUGAGUCUCAGUGGUCGUUCAAACUAGUCGGCGUCAUUGGAAAUGAGUUCGAACAAGUGCUUGGUCUGCUAGUCUACCUGAUGAAGAAAGCGACCUUAAUGUCACCCGCCGCCUCCAAACGCACGUCUCGCCGGACACAACAAGGACCAGGGGAGUCUGACCUGAUCUUCGACCAUGACCCUGAGAUGGAUGUUGAGAUGGAUGUUGAAUGA